AUGGCGUGCCCCAAGAACGUGGGCAUUAAGGCCCUCGAGAUCUAUGUCCCGGGUCAGGUCUUAGAUCAGAGCGAGUUCGAGAGUCACCAGGGAGUCUCUGCCGGCAAAUAUACCAUUGGCCUGGGUCUGCGGUCCAUGAACUUUUGCACAGACCGCGAAGAUGUCUGUUCUCUCGCUCUGACAGCGGUCGCAUCACUCCUACGGAAAUACUCAAUCGACCCGCGAUCGGUCGGCCGACUUGAAGUAGGGACUGAGUCUCCCAUCGAUAAGGCUAAAUCAGUCAAGACGGUUCUCACCCAGCUCUUUGCCGACAAUCAUUCUCUAGAAGGCGCUGACACAGUGAACGCCUGCUAUGGUGGAACAAACGCGCUAUUCAAUGCAAUUAAUUGGGUGGAAUCGCGCUCUUGGGAUGGCCGAGAUGCUAUUGUUGUUGCCUCCGACAUUGCUAUUUACAAGGAGGCUGCUGCCAGGCCAACGGGGGGUGCUGGGUGUGUGGCAAUUCUUGUUGGGCCCAAUGCACCGAUCGUUGCGGUGCCUGGGCUGCGUGGUUCAUACAUGACCCACGCGUAUGACUUUUACAAACCUGACAUGAAAUCCGAAUAUCCUCUGGUUAACGGCCAUCUCUCCAUCUCCUGUUUCUUGUCCGCGCUUGAUGGCUGCUAUGCAGAGCUGCGCAAGAAUGCCGCACACCUUGCAAAUAACGCGGAAGGUAGACAUCCAGAAGCGGUUGCUAUCCUUGCUAAGGAGCGUCAGAGUAUGAUCGACGUGUUUGACUUUAUGGCAUUUCACACACCCAACUGCAAACUAGUCAGCAAGUCAUACGGUCGAUUGCUCUUUAAUGACUUUCUGAAUGACAAGUCCAGAGCGGAAUUCGCCAACCUGAACCAGAAUCUUCGAGAUCUGUCAUACGAAGAGUCUCUUAAAUCGAAGGAGCUGGAAAAGGCGUUUAUUGAACUUAGUAAAGAGCGUUUUGUAUCUCGUGUCGAGCCUUGUAUCCGUGCCCCCAGCCUGUGUGGAAACAUGUAUACUGCGAGCCUGUAUUGUUCAUUGAUCAGCCUUCUGUCGCACGUUGGAUCUGAUGCGCUGCAGGAUAAGACCAUUGGCCUGUUUAGCUAUGGCAGCGGCAUUACUAGCACCCUUUUCACACUGCAGGUCGUGGGCGAUGUGAGUGCUAUUAUCGACAAGAUUAACCUGUUUGCAAGAUUGGAGGCGAGGCGCGUGGCGAGUCCACAGGAGUACGAAGAGGCCUGUCAAUUGCGCGAAGCCGCGUACGGCACAUCAAAUUUCACCCCAAGAGGCGAUCUAGCUAGCGUCGGGGAAGGAGUGUAUUACUUGGAGCAUGUUGAUCAGCAGUAUCAACGAACAUACACUGUGAAGUCUGCUACUUCUGACGCUUGUGGUGAAGUUAAUGGCGUGUAA
This is a messenger RNA of Aspergillus pseudotamarii, 1419 nucleotides long. Its product is annotated as hydroxymethylglutaryl-coenzyme A synthase C terminal-domain-containing protein. Gene Ontology annotation, biological process: ergosterol biosynthetic process; acetyl-CoA metabolic process. Gene Ontology annotation, molecular function: hydroxymethylglutaryl-CoA synthase activity. Lineage: Eukaryota; Fungi; Ascomycota; Eurotiomycetes; Eurotiales; Aspergillaceae. The coding region runs from base 1 to 1419 and encodes 472 amino acids. The record is from RefSeq and is a predicted model, not a curated record. The transcript is spliced from 4 exons.